AUGCCCACCGUUGCUAUCGCUCACAAUGCCAAAGGCUACGACGGGCAGUUCAUACUCGAGGAACUGUGUCAGAGGGAAGAGAAAAUCGAACCUGUUUUACAAGGUUGCAAAAUACUGUUUGCAAAAGUUAAGGGAGUCACAUUUCUUGACUCGCUUUCCUUUAUUCCCUUCCCUCUGUCACAAUUCUCAAAGAGUUUUGGAUUGCCCGAAUGUGAUAAGGGAUAUUAUCCCUACAAAUUCAAUACCACGGAAAACCGCUCUUACAUUGGACCUCAUCCUCCAAUUGAAAUGUACCCAAUCGAAUCCAUGUCCACACAGCAAUAUGCCGAGUUUCUAGAAUGGUAUGAUCAAGUCAAAGAACUCCCCUUUGACAAUCGCAAAGAACUUAUCCAUUACUGCCGCCAAGAUGUUAAAAUCCUGAUGAAAGGAUGCCUCAACCUUAUGCAUUCCUUUAUCGAAACCACAUCCUUGAAUCCUUUCUUGCAGGCUAUCACCAUAGCUGACGCUAGCAAAAUUUCUUUGAAAUGGCUCGUGUAUAUUAAGGAAACUUCCGAUCCUAACAUAAAGUAUGAGGUCAAAAUUCGCGGCUCUCGAUAUAUUGCUGAUGGGUAUGAUGAGGCGUCUAACACUGUGUAUACUUUUGAGGGCUGUUUCUUCCAUGGGCAUACAUGCUUUUUAAAUACAGGGCAUGCAUUCUCGAAAAAGCCCAAUGAUAACAUGCAGAGUCGUUAUGAGGCUACUCUAAACCGAUUGGAUCACAUUCGUCAAUUGGGGUAUAAUCUUGUUUCAAUAUGGGAGUGUGAAUUCCGUCGGAUGUUAGAAUCGGACCCUGUGCUUGCGGAGAGACUGAACAAUCAUCCUGAAGUCGUAGACUCGGGAUUUGAUUUACGAUCAGCGGUUUACGGGGGCCGAACUGAGGUUUUCCGCACAUAUUACAAAUGUCGCCCCGGGGAUAAAAUUUAUUACUAUGACUCCACGUCACUCUACCCGUGCAAUAACCGACUCUUCUUCCCUCUCUGUCGAAAAUGUGCAGAAAAUCUUAAUACUGAUCGAAGUCUCCAUUCAGACGAUGAGAGAUCCCUCACAGGAAUAUGGUCCAUUGAUGAAGUCCGUCUCGCAGUUGAUCACGGCUACGUGAUCACCAAGUGCUUUGAAGUCUGGUCAUACAGAACUUCACAAUACAAUCGCGAGACGGGUGAACGUGGACUGUUUGCUGAUUACGUCGAUAAUUUUCUCAAAAUUAAGCAGGAAGCUAGUGGAUGGCCCUCGGGAGUUGAAUCCGAGUCUGAUAAAGAUAAUUAUAUCCGCGAAUUCUUUGAAAAUGAGGACUACGGAUAUUCUGCAAAGCAAUUAUCACCUCACGGUGGUUCGGUGAUUGAGCAGGGCAAAGCACGUUUGUGUGAGUGUUAG
Molecule: messenger RNA, 1410 nt
Organism: Phlebotomus papatasi
Lineage: Eukaryota; Metazoa; Arthropoda; Insecta; Diptera; Psychodidae
Exons: 4
Coding region: 1-1410 (469 amino acids)
Biological process (GO): DNA replication
Molecular function (GO): nucleotide binding; DNA binding; DNA-directed DNA polymerase activity
Source: RefSeq, a predicted model, not a curated record